UCAGACGGGGAAAGUGUUUCCAUAAUGACUACGUCCAAUCCUUGGGAUCCUGUGCAGCCUACGGCGGCUGGACUGAUGCUGUCUCAGUGCUUGUCUUCGGGGGUAGUGUCGCAGGAAAUCCUGGAUAUAUGUGGUAAACCAGGUCCUUGCUUUGUUUAUCUUUCCGAGGCAGAACAAAUUGUAGACCACCAAGCUGAAAUCAACCAGAACAAUCUGGAUAUUGAAGUCCUGCAGACAGAAAAAGAAACAGCAGACAUUGCGCAUCCAUUCUACUUGACUCAGAAAUGUCAAAUUCUUCAAGGCAUGAAUAGACACCUAGAAGCAGUGUUGAAAGAAAAAAGAGCUCUUAGGCAGAGGCUAUUGAAAUCAUCGUGCCAGGACAGUCUGCCCAUUGAAGCUGUCUUUCACAGGUAUGCUGUAGAGUUGUUAGCACUGGCAGUGGCUUUCAUUGAAAAACUGGAAGCUUAUCUAAGAACAGUAAGGAGCAUUCCUCAGAUACCUCUGACCAUAAAGAACAUGGACAGUGCACUAGCAAAGAUGGAUUUGUUGGUGACAGAGACUGAAGAACUGGCAGAACAAAUACUGGAGUGGAGAGAAAAACAAAAGGGAAUCUUCUGUGAUAACUCUCAGUUGACUGUAGAAUCAGAUUCCUGUUUCAAAAGUGUAACUUCCCACUAACGUAGUCUUUAUUUCUCCUCUCUCCUCCCCUUUCCCCAAAACAUAAUGCAUUAGAACACAGUGGCUGUUUAACAGUUUCAUAUAAUUAACACAAUAUAGGCAUAUUUUGUUCUUGUUCUCAAAUACCCAGCUAUUUGUUUUGUCUUCUGACACAAGUUUUUGUGUGUGCAGCUAAUGCUACAUAGAAAUUGUCUGCUGAGAUGUUAAAUGACUUAAUCAGGACAAUAGCCAUUAGAAUUCCUGGAGGAGUAUUUUAAUGUAGCAAUCCUGUGACAUUGUUUAGCAUCAACGUUUGAUGUACCUAUGUCCAAUAUUUAUAGUAAGUGAGUAAACACUUUAAUACUACCUGUUUUCCAAGUGAGGCUAUUUUUUUGUAUGUUACAAUGAAAUUCAAUAAAGGUAUCAGGCUAUAAAAUGAGAGGGUUUUUUAUUGUAAAAAGCUUUAUUUAUGCCCAAGCACCAUGAACAAUACGAAAACCAAAAAGAACUGUGAUGAUGUGACGCUUAAUAAUUUUCUUUAAAGAAUCAAAAUUAUACAAUAAGUGUACAAUAAUA
Gekko japonicus is the source of this 1233-nucleotide messenger RNA. RefSeq names its product HAUS augmin like complex subunit 2 (gene HAUS2). Gene Ontology annotation, biological process: spindle assembly; centrosome cycle; microtubule nucleation. NCBI's taxonomy places the organism in Eukaryota, Metazoa, Chordata, Lepidosauria, Squamata, Gekkonidae. The transcript has 6 exons. Bases 25 to 678 code for a protein of 217 amino acids. Gene Ontology annotation, cellular component: mitotic spindle microtubule; centrosome; HAUS complex. The record is from RefSeq and is a predicted model, not a curated record.